CGUUCUGAUUAUGGAGGCAACAAGCACAUCUGAAACGUCGAUAACUUCUACCAGACUGCACGGCGGCAACAAACCAACAGAUGGUUUUCUUUCAUGUUAUAUAGGACCAAGUGGAAGAGAAAAAAUAGAAAAUUAAGAAAAUGGCAAUACUGUGAAAACAGUAUCUCUGGUAACCAUGCGGCCACAGAAACGCUAGGAAACAUAUGGAAAUUACGUAGGGGUUUUUGUUCGAAUAUGAAAUUGCUUUCCUGGGGGGCUAAUACAUACAGUCAACUGGGACAAGGCUUCAAGUCAGAGCAAUGUGUCCUUCCAGGAGAGCUAGAGAAAGAAGAUUCUCUGGACCUUAGUUGCAUUACAAGUAUUGUAGGUGGAGGUGGUCAUACAUUGAUUGUUAAUAAGUAUGGACAAGUGUUUGCUUGUGGGUCAAACACUAUGGGACAAUUGGGACUUGAAAUGAACACAGAAAAUUUAGUAUUUGAGAGAAUAAAAUUACUUGAUACCUACCACAUUAUUCAAGUUGCUUGUGGUUGGAAUUCUAGCUUAGCAGUUACGAAGAAUGGAGAACUACUUGUUUGGGGGUCUAAUGCAUAUUGUCAAUUGGGACUACCAAAGAAAAAGACCCCUUUCACCAGUAUUCCAUUAAAAAUAGAAGUACCGUAUGUGAAGACUGUGGCAUCAGGCUUGCGGCAUUCAGCUAUACUUACAACAGAUGGCCUGGUCAUGGUGUGCGGUAAUGGGAAGAAUGGACAAUUAGGAUUGACAGAUAAUAAUGGAAUAUCAGUUGCUGAAGUAGAACAACCUCAGGAAAUUCCUGGAGUUACAGAUGUCUGUAGUAUAGCCUGUGGUCAGCAACACACAGUGGUGAUGACAUGCAGCAGGAGAAUUUUUGUAUGGGGAAAUAACAAACAUGGUCAGUUAGGUGUUGAUCCUAGCCUCCAUGCAGCCAUCUUCACACCCAAAGAAAUUUUUAUCCCACAGAGACCUGAUGCAGGAUGCAUACUCCUCUCUGGCUGGACACACACUGCUAUUCUAACAGUUGAUGGCAAAAUAAUUAACUGGGGAAGAAACACAUAUGGACAGCUUGGGUCUCAUGAAUAUCAGCGACCACUUUUUUGGAAACCUCAAGUAAUGGAUAAUGUAAAAAAUGUGAAACAGUUGGCAGUUGGUUCAGAACAUAACAUUGCAGUACUUGAUACAGGAAGAAUAGUUAGCUGGGGAUGGAAUGAACAUGGUAACUGUGGUACUGGAACAGAUGAAAAUGUGCAAGUUCCUACUUCAGUUGGAAUGGACAUCAAGCAGACAGCACUGAUUGUGGGAACUGGAGCAGGACACAGCUUUGCUUUAAUUUCUGAAUAGAUCUUAACGACAAGUAUAGUUAUAAGUGCUUUAAAAGUAAUCUCUCAUUCCUAUUGAUCAUGAAGUAUCCUACAUCAAUUCCUUCAAGGUAAAGAUCAAAUGAAAAUCAACACAGCUGAGUGUACUGUAUCAUAACACUAAAAGCACUGCCUCAGUAAUAUGUCACCUCUUAACGUUCAGCAUAAUUAUACACAAUUUCUGCACUUGCCAAUGAUUAAUUGGGCCCUUAUUGCUCCCAGUAAGAAUCACUUUAAAUUACUAAGGUGCAGUUUUAAAUAUAAUGUACGAAGGAAUGUCUUUUCAUAUCAAAAUAAAAGCAGUAAUUUCACUUCUCCUGAAUUCAGAUACUUAUAUUUUAAAGUGUCUGUACUGAAUUAAUAGAUGCAUUUAAUUAUAUUUUACAUAUGAUAGACUUUAGUUAUUAUUUAUGUAGAGUUGAUUCAUUGGCAAUUUGUUUUUCUGGGCUAAAAUUUACUUUUUAUACGUUCUGCUAUUAGAAAAUCAAUAGAUGUAUUUAAACAGUGUUUUAAAGCUUACUUUCAUGAUGUAAUACUGUUGCUUAGACAAGAUCUACAUAAUUCUUCUGUGCUCAAACCCCAUUCAUGAAAGGAUGGAGGAGAACUACGAAAUCAAUAUAACAAUAUUAAAUCAAAUGUCAGCUUUAAGGGCUGCAUUCUGGUGACAAAGUAUAUGUUGAAACAAAAAGAAACCGAAGUAGCUGUCUAGGAUACAAAGUCUAUUUUAAAGAAUUUCUCAGAGCUACAACAGCACUACACAGAUUCAAAUUAUUUAGUGCCAUUAUGAAGCUGAUUUUCAUGUUAAUAGCAUCCGAGUUUAAGAAGAAACGGACAUUCUACCUACUGUACAUUGUUAAUUGGGUCUAUUUUCAAGGCAAUACGAACAAGUACCUAAAAAAUUGUGUCCUCUGAUACAUUACAUAUAUGUUUUAUGGAUUUUUCAGGAAAUUAAGGAAACUUCUGAAGCAAAAUACAUUUUUAUUUAUGCAUUUUACAGAGUAACAUAAAGAAAAUAUUAUUUACCAGAAUAAUAAAUUUCUUUCGAUCCAUUUCAUACUUUUAUCCUGGUAAGUGAUUUGUUCUCCUUGCUUUGAUUGCUAAGUUUCUUUAACAUGGUUUCUCUUUAUUAUGUAACACCAGAUCCACUGGCUUAUGUCCACUCUCUAUAUAUAUACUGUUUGGAUAUUGUCAACCUGAGAUUUUGCAACCCUAUGACCUAAGGACUAAUGCAAAUAAAUUAUACUUUUGUACAUUACAUGAGAAACAGCAGGUUCUACUGUGCUUCUGGAAGUAUGCUACUUUGUGGCAUGAUUCAACUGUGAUAUAAAUGUUAAUCUUUACAGAACAUUUCCAUAAUAAGAAUGAUUGAGAUAUAACACAUGAAAAUUUAUAUGAUCAGUUCAAUAAAAUAUUUAUUCAUG
Zootermopsis nevadensis is the source of this 2794-nucleotide messenger RNA. RefSeq names its product secretion-regulating guanine nucleotide exchange factor. The record is from RefSeq and is a predicted model, not a curated record. Gene Ontology annotation, cellular component: cytoplasm. NCBI's taxonomy places the organism in Eukaryota, Metazoa, Arthropoda, Insecta, Blattodea, Termopsidae.